Molecule: messenger RNA, 1098 nt
Organism: Exophiala oligosperma
Lineage: Eukaryota; Fungi; Ascomycota; Eurotiomycetes; Chaetothyriales; Herpotrichiellaceae
Exons: 1
Coding region: 413-901 (162 amino acids)
Source: RefSeq, a predicted model, not a curated record
CCAGCCUCUCCAAUUGUCUGACCCUAGACGUACCUUGAGGUAAAGGGUCAAGUGGAAGCUGAGACUUCCUGUCGUUCUGGUAGCUUUUGAUCGUUCUUGAGCAUAGGCCACUGGCUGCCCGUUGCUAUCAUACAGACACGUCUUUCCACAGCCCUCACGGUCCAGGUUCGCUGGCUAGAAAUCUCGCAUUGGUCUGGUCUGCUCCUUUACCAAAGCGCAAGCACCGUCGAUACGAGUAACUGCUUCGCCCGCCACCUCUCUUAACUGGAUCGAACAUAUUGCUAAGUCCAACAGCCGUCACCUACGCACGGUUGGAUCACCAUACGACCCAACGUCGGAGGACAGUGUUCUUUCUUCAAGAUCCGACAUUCGGCCAUAAAGCAUAACGCACACACACCCCCCCGCCGCCACAAUGGGCUUCUGGAACGACGGCAUACGGGACCGCAGUCGCAGUCCCUCCCGAAAAGUAUACUACGCCUCGCGCCCGACGUACUCUCGCUCCGCAUCCUCCUUCUUCUCCUCCUUCACCGGCGGUGGCUCGUCCCGCGGCCACCAUUCUUCUCGCGCCCGGCCCCGAUCGGGGUUCAUCAACCGCAUACGCCGCUUCCUGCGCGAGAUCUACUCGUACAUGCGCCGGCACCCGCUCAAGGUCUUCCUCCUCGUCAUCAUGCCGUUGAUCACGGGCGGGGCGUUGGCCAAGUUGCUGGCGCAGGUCGGCAUCAGACUUCCGCCCGGCAUACACAGGAUGAUGGGUGGCGCCACCACGAGGCAAACGUCCGAACGGUACUACGCCAGAGGCGGCGCGAGGGAUUUCGACGGGGGGACGGCCUUGCCCGGUAUGAGCGGUGGCAUGGGUGAGAGCAUUUCGAGUUUGAUGGGUAUCGCGAAGAUGUUCAUCUGAGCAGGGAGCAGGAAGGGCCACCGGGGUAUAUAUAUCGUGGAGGGAUUGUUCAUGUCAUAUUCAUCAAAAGCUUGAGCGAGCCUUGAAAUCAUCAGCAUUAUCUUCAGUAACGAAUCACGAUCACAAAUGCAUACAGAUCAAAACACACAAGGGUCAAGUCAGUCAUUGAGGGUAUUCUAUUCAUGACAUUAUUUUCU